UACUUAAGUAUAAGAAUGUAAUGAUACCUGGUAACAUGAUGCAUUGCUACGGUAAAUUGUGACAAUGUGCAUUGUAGUAAUGUGCAAUUCACAUCGUGUAUAUGAGCAUUCUAUUAGCUAUGCAGGUAAUGCAUUUGCCCUGUUUGAACACCGACAUCCCAAUCUGCGCAACCCAUAGAGUUAAAAUAUAUAGAUAGCUCCAGACCACAAAGACAGACAUGCAUUAUAGGUUAUAUGGUUACACAACCAUGUUAUAAGCAUUAAAAGAGGUCCUUAGUAGCUUUAAAACGAUACCAGCCCCACACCGCUGCGAUCUACAGUGCCUGAGAAAGAGGCUGCGAAAGUCGGGUAUUUUAGCCAUCUUUGGAGCUCUACUUCCAGUUAAAAUGACUCUAAGCUGCUAUGGAGCACAUCAUGUUUCAGUUGAUCAUUUAUCCCAGGUCAGAGACUUUGUUUAUUCAGUCAAAUUUUUGGGAAGAUUUUAUACAUUUAUUUAUUUUUAAGAUAUGGUGAACCUGUAGUACAUUUUGUUUAAAUAUCUGUUCAUAGCAAUUUUUGAUUUAUUUAGUUUUAUACAGACAACAGCGCACAUUGUUUUGCACUGUUACUGAUUCAGAAAUAAGAAAGGAGUCUUUUAAGUCAUAAUUUUUCUUCAUUCAAAUUUUGUUCAAAAUAUUCAGAUAAUCAAAGUGAAUCAUGAAUCAUGAAACCAAUAUCGUGAAUCGAAUCUUGAACUGAGUGUAUUGUUACACCUCUACUUAAGUAUUAUUUUGGUGUAUUUAUUCUUUACUUGAGUAUUAUUGAAAUUGAAUACUUGAUCCUUUUAAUUAGAUUUCCAAGAAAAAAAACUUUACUGUUUACUCCUUACAUUUUUAUUUAGACCUUCAUUUUAUGUAAAAGUGUAAUUGAAGGUACACACUGGCUGUGAUGGGCAGAUUGCGCCUUGGCCGAUGGAUGUAGUGGGAUUCAGCAUGUGCUAUAGUUAGAGCAUCAAGGUGCUUUGCACCACUGUGACUCUCAGUUAAAAGUUUAAAAGUACAUACCAAAUGAAAACUUUUGUAAAAGUAUAUAAGGAGUAGAGUUUAUUCUCUUCACCAUUUAUCCACCCUUGUUGCUUGUGUUGUCAAAACCUGGAAAUUCAAAAGCACUACAACUAGCCCAGGAUUAACAAGCUCACGAAACAAGCUACCACUGAUCAUCCUGAACUCAUGAUGGAAUUUAUCUGAAUUCAGAUGAGCAAAAUGAUGUAGUUGGAUUUAGUUCAAUUUCAUGUGAAUAAAGUUGACCCAAUAUCUAUCCUUACCCUACGUACACACUAACAAGCGACAAAGCAGCAGGCAACCAUUCAUUUUCUGUGUUCAUUUUCCAAUUUCAGCAACAAGUGCCAAACUACAGCGCAGCAAGAGACAUUUGAAUUUUCUCAGUUCUAUGCCAACUAGGUAUGACAUGGUAAAGAGACAACUUCAGAUUGGCUCAAAUGAUUCCUCAGAUCAGGACUAUGGUGACAGUGAUUUGAAAUUUUUUCCCUUUUCACAACUUAAGUUCCUACCUGCAGUUAGUUCCCAUUUCCUGCAAAUUGGAAGAAAAACUUAUAACUGUGGUUUCAUCUUAUCCUGUCAUAUAUUCUCUUUUAUUAUGCAUGUAUUAUGAAGAAAAAUGAUGCUUGGAAGAAAGUAGCAGAGAUCGUUGGUGCCUCUGCUGAGUGUACAUAGCUAAUAGAGUUAGCUUGACCUUCAGACUGCCAGAUGGGAACCUGAUUCAUUAUUUGAAUCUCUUCAUCUGUAUUAUGACUCAAAUCCUGACUUGCUGCACAGCUAUUAUGUGUUUUGUCCUGAUUAGUACACUAUAUAAGCUCUGCAUUUCUUCCCGUUUGUUGCUCAGCCUUGUGUUUGUGUUUCCAUGAAUAGUGCACCUCCAUUAAGAUCACCCUGCCUCGCCUUGUCUUUGUUUUGUGUUUUAGUUUAAAAUAAAAUUAUGUCUGUGUUUGCAUCUGACUCCAGGGGAAGUCAUGACACUACUGUUGCUCAUUAGAACUAAAAAAAACACUGGACAGUACACACCCACAAGCGACAACAGUACUACAUGUACAUAUACAUCCACAACCACAAGAGACAAACUACAAACUAAUGUGAACAUAGGAUUAACUUGGUUAGAAUGUCAUAAGAUUUGAGAUAUUGCAAGCGGGAAACCAUAUUGGCUUAGACUUACCUCAAGAGACCUCACAAAGCUUCACAAGUAACACUGACGAAUAUAGGGGUAUAUACACUAAAGAGAAGUGGUGAUGCAACCUAAACACAACAAGGUUGUGGACAUAAUUUUCGUAGAGUGUAAAAAGAAAGGAGGCAAAAUGAAAGAUUCAGCUUUCCUAUAAACAAGCAGAAAUGGGGUUUAUGUUUUUUCCCCCAUUUAGGUUUACUUACGCACAAAUUUAAAAUCAGCGUAAAAUAAAUGGAAAGCUCCCCAGAAUGAAAGAGGGAGAUGGAGAAGAGGGAAGUUGAGACUGUCAGAGAGAAUGAAAGAGGUGUGUAACCUGCCCUGUGACAUCACCGACAUGGUUUCCAAUCAUGCAUGCUGAUUGGCUGAGGGGAGGGAAGUAAUUUGAUUCCUUUCUCAAUCCACUGUGUUUUGGGAUAGAGGUAGAGAGAGAGAGAGAGACAGAGAUAAACGGAGGAAGAAAGACGCAGAGGAUGUUGGUCACUCUUUUUCAGGAUUUGGCCAGAUAGUAUUUGGAAUUUCUAAAUGUUUAUAUUAAGCUCGCGCCUAAAAAGUGUGCGCACGUGUGCGUGUGUGUGAGAGUGAGAAAUGGCUGGAGAUCCGAGUUAGCUGUGGAAGUGCUUCGCCUGGUGGUUUAAAGUUCACUCUCCAGUUGAUUUGUUGUUUUUGGCUUACAUUUUUGGUUUUGGAGAAAAACAAAAAAAAAGAGCACCACUCCUUGCGACACCUGAUCUGAGAGAGAGCACGGUGCAGAUUUAUGCUGUAGUGAGUCCCUUACGGCGUCACCUUGCCAUCGAGCCGAUACAGACCAAUGCAGUGGAGGAGUUCAGAUACGCAUCAAACACAGGAACAGUGAGCCCGGAUCCCGUCCCCAUUCUUGGCACUCCACUAAGCUGAGUGAGGACCCUCUGGACUCUGACAGCAUGAUGCAGAUUUCCCAGGGUGCCAUGGGGGCUCCCUGGCACCAAAGCUACCAUGCCAGUGCCUCCACCACAGACCUGUCAGGUUAUGAUGCAGGAUUUCUGAGGAAAAGUCCAGACCAGUACAGUUCAAGGGGAAGCAUGGAGAGCCUAGAUCAUUCAAACCCUGCUUACAGUUCCUGCAAUCAGCUGUCAGUCUCCAAAUCCUCCAAUAGUAUUGAUCAUCUGCACAGCAAACGUGAUUCUGCAUACAGUUCCUUCUCUACCAGCUCAAGUAUCCCAGAAUACCUUGCUGCUGGGCCAUCAUUCAGCAAGGAACGGUCAUACUCCAUGGACAGUGUUCCUCAACAUAGAACUACAGAGGGCAUGCAUCAAGCAGAUAUUCGCUAUGUGCGCACUGUCUAUGACCCUCAACAGGGCAUGUCUGCAGAGCAUGAGAUCCUUUCUGCAGCAAUCCUAAAAGAUAAUGAGAGCAAAGCACAGUCUAGACGUGGAAGCAUAAAGGGCAGGGUUUGUCACCGUUCCAACAGUACCAGUGGCAGUAGCAGUAGCAGUGGAAGCAGUGGUUGUGGUACAGUCACAUCUCAUCGUCACAGUGCGGGACCAGUAUGGGGCCAAACACACAAUGGCAACUCUUAUGAAAACCUGAAGGGGGCACCUUCACCUCCCUUACGUAGUGACAGCUAUGCAGCCACCCGGAACCAUGAGCGACCCAGCUCAUGGUCCAGUCUUGAGCAGGCUCGGUCUUUACGGGCUCUUCACAAGGGUUCUUGGCAUCACUCCAGUGGCUCUGUGGCAUCAGGAAGAUCAUCAUUUGGAAUAGAGGGUCAACUUCACACUGUAAUUGAAAAGAGUCCUGAGAGUAGCCCAACGAUUAAACCCAAACAAAGCCUUCCAACUUUAUCACAACCUGGAUCAGCCAUGCUGCCUACUGGCAUCUACCCUGUUCCACUGCCAGAGCCCCAUUUUGCACAGAUACCAACUACAAACCCCAGCUCUAGUAGUGUUUACCCAGCACUUGCCAAGGAGAGCAAACCCAUCCCUCAAAAAGAACACUGUGGAGGAGUAGACUCUGGUGUUAGGAUGGCAGCAGAAAAUGGAUACCAAAGCAUUGCUUCCUACUCCGGCUCUGUCCAGUCUCUUGUUUUCCCACAACCUAAACAACCAAACCAGGUGAAAGAUGACCCACAGACCAAAUGUGGCUUUUACAGGUCUCAUUUCCAAACACAGGGGUCCAGGCCCCCAGUGCUGUCCAUAGGCCAGGAAAGAAAGGACCCUUACACCCCUGUUCAGCCUAGGCGAGAGAGACCCAGAUACUCACAUGGCAUGGAUAUUAUGGAAUCGUACAGACAACCUAGAGAGGAAGAGCUAAGCAGAUGUCAGGAACAGAAUGUCCAUCCACAACCAUUUUACUCAUCAUGUGAAGGUUUACAGGAACAUGCCCAACCUCAAGGAAGUGAUCAAAGAAUCAACACUUCAGGUGGGUUCCACAAUGAAUCCAGCACCUAUCAACAGAGGGACCAAGAUCUGGAUCAUCCACUAACCCGACUUGAGAAUGCACUAGCAGAGGUCCAGAGAUGUUCUAGCCCACAGAACACUCCUAGCCACUGCAGCAUCCAAAGUGAGCGUAGCAUGUCAGUAAUGGAGAAAGUCAGUCACUUUGAGAGACAGCAGACCAAACCACGUAGUCACAGUCACAGUCUCUCCAAUUACAGCUCCUCAAUUUGUCCAAGUCAGGCUACCCACAGUGCCAAGAGGUCCCUGUCUGGGCUGAAAGAUCUGCAAAAAGGGUAUGUCCCUCAAGGGAGGAGUUGGAGUACCAGCCAAGAGGGAAAUGCAGAAUCAUCACAGGAUUUGCAGCCAAGGUGUGUGAGCACUGAUCAAGCUCAGCAUAGGAAACCACAUGACCUACACCGAAGCAAGAGUUCUUUCCAACUUAAUGAGGAAAAUAGCAAAGACUUUCAUAGGAGCAAGAGCACUUUUCAUCUUGAGGACAAUGGUAAAGACAUCCAAUUGAAAGAAGACCAUCAGGACAUCUUAGGCACAGGUGCUGACACCACCUUUACCCUAGCAUAUAGAGAUAGCAUCAAGGAUGCUCAGUCCAAGGUGCUGAGAUCCACUUCAUUCCGAAGACGAGACUUAAACAUAAACCCUCCACCUGUGCCUGUGAAGCACAUGUCCCUGGAUAGAAAGGGAACCAAUAUGAGCCCCAAACCCAACACCUCUCCACACACUCCUAAAGAACGGCAUGUUAUUCCUGUUGAGCUACCAGACAAAACAAAUGCUCCUGAGCUUCCAAGAAUCCCUCCUGUAGGGCCUCCAGUUAUGCGAAUAUGUGGCCGAAAACGACUGACCAUGGAACAAAAGAAACUGUCAUACUCUGAGCCAGAGAACAUUCAUGAAGUUGGAACUUCUGACAAAGAGUCUGGCUUAUUUCAAAGGAAGGCACCCCCACAAUUCCAGCUUCCUGAGACAAGUGUUGCAGAUCGACGAAGGAUGUUUGAACUUGUAGCUACUCGUAGUGCAGGUACUAAAUUGGCCACCUCAAGACCUGAGUUAAAGCAGAUGCAGCAAGAUGCUUUGGCUGAUUAUGUGGAGCGCAAGACUGGUCGACGAAUGGACGGACGUCCUCAUCGUCCUCAUAGUGCCUACAUGCACUCAAAUUCCUGUUCAUCCAUGGACUCACAAAGCCGAACCUCCACCACUAGCAUGGGCUCUCUUCAGGAGCCAGGACAAGAGGGUAUCUCUGAAGUUAACUGCCAGUCCUUUACUUUUACAGCCAAUAUACAAUAUCCCUUACACUCCAGCAGGAACACCCAAACUCAGACUCAAUCUGAAAUCUAUCAGUCUGCCUUUAGACCACAGAGUGCAGAACCACAGAAACCAGAAAGGCAAGCAAAGAGAACCAUUCCAGGCCAUGUUCCAGGUGCAAGCUUGGCUUACCUCCCCAGUGUCCCUGCUAAUCAAAGCUUGGAUGAAGUUUUCAAAAGAGCUGUUCCAGCCAGAAGCUCAGGGAAAUCAGCUUCUGCAGAGGACCUUUUGGAUCGCAAUCAAGGUCGCCCUGUUUCUCAGCACUUCAGAUCAAAAUCCUCUCCAGCUGUGGAGAACCACAAUCUGGAUGUCUUGGCUGGAGACCUCAGAUUGUGCGGGAGUGUUUCUAAAGAAAACAGAGCAUCAGGGAGUGUGGCACCUGAGCAAAGGUCAUCAAGUGAAGUUGGUCUGGAGCAGAGCUGUCCGCUAAACCCAAGUAUGAAUCAGUUGAACCCACCUGUGAUAAGGAGGGAGCGACAGCGCCACUCAGACCGACCCCGAUCCCAUAGCGCCUCAGGCCUGGCAGCUUCUGUCGGAUUGCCCUGUCCUUUCUCAUCUUCAGAGUGGCACAGUACCAACAAGACAGAAUGCCAACCCAACCUAGAUGCCAUCACUUUCCCAGGCACUAUCCCCGAAAAUCUAACAAGUUCCGUGUCAGAAAUGGACAAUCAAAAUUCUGCCAAUGCCAACAAUUCCAAAGAUGCUCUAAACGACUUGGAGAAGACAGCCCAUGACCUUUCACCUUCACACCAAGAAGUCGCAGAGUCACUCACAUCUUUCUCUCACAGGCCAUGCCAUUCUGGAUUGCCCACUUCUCCCAAAGUCUCCACCUCUCCCAUUAGGUCCUUCCCCUCUCUACGGAUCUCAGAGUCCAGUAUUGGCUUUGCCUCAUCUGCAGCUGUUUCACAGGAGGAUGAUGAGGUGUUUUUAUCUCCAACCUCCCCACCACUACACCCACUAUCAAGAAGGGAGGGAAACUUCUCUGAAGAACCUCUGCUUCCCUACCCAUCAACCCAGCCUCAAAUAAAGGAAGAGUCACUUGACAUCACAGUGCCUCAAGAAUCACAAAAGCUGAGCAGCAUCUCUGAGAAACCACCUGUCACAGCCACCCACCAAGAGAGAGAAGGGGAGUUGCAUAACCUCUCAUCCCUAUCAGUAACCUCUGAGCCCAAUAUCACCAAUGUCACUGCUGUGAUCGAUGCUGAGGCAGAAGAGCUUUCAGAAAGCCCUGAGUCACCAUUGCUGGCCAGGAGGGAGCGCACGGAGGCGGAGGUGCGGGUGGAGAUUCUGGCCCGGGAGCUGGUGAGCCGAGACGAGGCUCUUGCUCCUCUUCUGGACAUCUGGGCAAGCACCACUACGCUGGACUUGAUGGAGGACAUCUUUCCCUCCUGCUCGUCUGCUCCAUGGCAGCAAGGAAAGAACAGCAGCAGUCAUGCAGGUGACAGUGCUCAGAAUGUGGUGUUUGUUGCUUCUGAGGCUCAUGUGAAAGCUGUUCAGGGACAGAUGGAGACUGAUCUGGACGAAGAAGAGUCCAAUCUGAAUGUGAAGAAGGUGGAGCUCGUGCAAGCUCUGACUGUGAGCUUAGAGGCAUUGCGGCUGGAGAGAGAGAGACUGGCCGAGGAGCAGCAGUGCUACAGUGCUCUGGGCUGCAGGAUAGAGGCACUGGUGCAGGAGCACUGCAAACCCAAUGAGAGUGAGAAGUACCGUAUGUUUAUUGGCGACUUGGAAAAAAUCGUCAACCUGCUGCUUUCUCUGAGCGGACGUCUGGCACGUGUGGAGAAUGCCCUUAACGCCCUGCAGGGGGAGCCAGAGAAGGGAAGCACAGAGGAGAGGGCGUCCUUGCAGCAGAAACAAAGGCAGCUGCGCAGUCAACAGGAAGACGCACGUGAGCUGAAAGAGAACCUGGAUCGACGUGAGCGCAUUGUGCUCCAGUUUCUGGGUGGCUACCUGAGCACUGCACAACUGCACGACUAUCGACGCUACAUUCGUGCCAAACCGGCCCUGCUCAUCCGCCAGCGCCACCUGGACGAACUCAUCCGCCAGGGAGAGGAGCAACUGUGCAGACUGACCGAGAACACGAACCAUGAGCUCAAUCCACAAACAGGCUCCGCCCCCUCCUCUUGUAGUGAUUCCAACUCGCCAAGACUGACCACUGUGACCUCGCUCUGACUGUCCAUUAGCCCUGAAAGCUGCUGAGAAGAAAAAACAUGACCAUGAAAGUUAGAACAAGUGUGAGAGAGAGAGAGAGAGAGAGAGAGAGAGAGACUGUUAUUACUAUUCCAUCACCACUCACAUGUGGGGAAGUGCCUUAAGUGAAGGAAUUCAAAAUAGCAUGAAGGACAACGUUAUUGUUCGCUUUAGGAAGUGUCAAUAGAUCUGUUCACACUACAAACUAUAAAAUUCCAUCCUGUGCCUGUCUUACGGAUAAAAAAGGGGGUUUCCUGCUUCUGACGUGAUUCAGAAUGAGUAGUAAUGCUGUAGUCUCACAUACAAACAAACACACAAUUAAUAGAUGAAGCUACUGCAAAGAUGAAAACUAAGGACUGUCUUCAAAUUUCCUUUUUCGCUGAUUCCCUUUCCUUUGAACAGCUCAAAGGCUUUCAGCCAUAGCAAUAAUUAUUUAUGAAUAUUCUACACAGGAAUGUGUGAGUAUGUGUGUACUACGUAAGAGUGCAUAGAGGAGAGCUGGUACACUUGUAAGACAUUUGUUUUCUCUAAAUGCACACAUGCAACUGUGACUACACUGUAUCCAUAUACAAGUACAUCACUUCUCUGUGUCUGUUUGAAAAAAAAAAACAACAACAACAAAAAACAGCAGGAUCCGUCCAGUCUGGCUGGAAAAAUUUGUGAAAAACCCUUUUUUGUGCUGGGUAAGUAAAAAAAAAACUACACCUGAAGUAUUUCUCUAAUGAUAUUUUUCCUUACAUGUUUCAGAGUUUGUGCAUGCUCUUUCAGUUUGCAAGAUUGUGAGAAAGCAUGGGUGUGACCUGUGGUACAAUUGUAACUCCUGUUAUAGUCUAAUUGUACAGCUCUUUGCAACAGCGGUGUCUCAGACGGUUAGGCGUAGUGAAAGGUGGCAUCACUCGGACAGGAAUUUCUGCGCUUGUAGAUCACCGAAUUUUGCUUAAACCAUAGUAACCCGGUUUUUGUACACUGCCAAAAAAACUUUGGUAAACAUUGUUAUUAUGGUUUAACUAUGGUUUUACUGUGGUGACUAUGAUAACAAAAAAAAAAAUAACAGAAAUAGAAAAAAUGAAAAAAAGAUAAUGUGUUUAUGGGCUCUGCAACAUGAGUCAUUUACAUGUUUAAAUGGGUGAUUGUUCUACAUGCACCUCUUCAGCACACACUUCACUGUAAUAUACAUCCAGUGAUCUUCUUCCAAGCCACACUCCAAGCUAUAUCACACAGAGUAAUGAAUGUAUGAUGGUUUAACAUUGAUUUUCCUGAUGUACACGUAAGUUUACAGCAUUUUUUGAGUGGUGUUACAACUGACCCAUGUUACAUUUGCCGCUUUGCCUUUACAAUAGUAACACGGGACGGAUUUUGGUUUCUGUGAAAAUGUACAGUACUUGCUGAGGAUGUGAGUGAACAUGCACUUGAUAAAAGAAGCAAAUAUAUGCAUGUUAUGCACGAAGUCUGUAAUUUAAAUCACUUAAACCAAAAAAAUGUACAAUUGUACCAGCUUUCUCACCUACUCUGAGCUAAUAUCUUUGGAUCGCAUUAUGCAAAGGUGUUUGCUCAGUCUCUGUACCACUGUAUUAAACCACUGUGAACAGGCAAUGGCAUGACAAUAGCAAAAAUAUUGCAAUUUAUGCAAGUACACAACACAAAAGGCAACUGCAGAGCCCAAAACACACAGAGACAUAGCUGCAAUAAUUACAUGACCAUUCCAAUCCUCCACAUCAACAGAGCACUUCAUGACUGGUUUACUACUCCUGAUUCUGAAUGAAUUGUAUACACACCAACACACACGUGCACGCCCACACAGCAAAAUCUGAGAAAUGCCACCCAAACGCUACCAUGGAAUUUUGAAUUAUUUAUAAAUAGCCUUUAUAUGAGGAUAUAUGUAAUUUGUACAUGUACAUAUGCUGUGCUAAUCUCUCCAGAUUUUUAAAGUUUGUAGUUUUUAGAAAAGAUUUGCCCAGAGUGCACAUAGCCUGUACAUAAUGUGAAUUGUUUUAGGAUGCCUAAAUAAAUACCAUAUUCACAGAAAAGCAAAAAAAAGUGCACGUCACUUAACCGUUCCAAAUCAACACAUCUUAAAAUGCUAUCAAUAAAAUAAUAUAUUGAUAGAAUAUCUGUCUAUUUCCCAUACAUAUCCAUUAGAAAUCAAUAUUUAAAUGACAGUGGUUGCUUUCUGUUGAUGGAUACUGUAUCAGCAGAUACUGAAAACACUGUCUGUUGCCCAAAAAUGUUUCUUUUUCAUCUUUAUUUUUUGCUAAUUUUAAACAUUUACAACACAUUGUAACCCUGUACAGAUAUAUGUAAGACACACUGUAAUGCUCACUGUAUGAAUGUGCACACCAAUACUGGUACCACCGAUACUUCACUUUCAUUGCCUUUGAUAGAAGUAGAACUUCAGUCUCAGCUUGAGUUGAAACUGACAGCUGAAGUGUUGUAUUUUUUGUUUUGUUGUUUUUUUUUGUUUGUUUGGUUUUUUUUUUUGGUUAAUGGAACACAUUGGACUUUGCUUUGUGCUGUUUGAAAAUGUAAAGAGAAAGCACAGAACCAAUUUACAAAUAAAUCUAUUGUGUAAAAGAA
Molecule: messenger RNA, 10706 nt
Organism: Pangasianodon hypophthalmus (striped catfish)
Lineage: Eukaryota; Metazoa; Chordata; Actinopteri; Siluriformes; Pangasiidae
Gene: shroom3
Product: shroom family member 3
Exons: 10
Coding region: 3138-8114 (1658 amino acids)
Biological process (GO): actin filament organization
Cellular component (GO): apical junction complex; apical plasma membrane; cortical actin cytoskeleton
Molecular function (GO): actin filament binding
Source: RefSeq, a predicted model, not a curated record